GCGGUCCUGGAUUUCGGGCCUGGGCCCUAGGCCUGCGAAAGGACUCUAUCCCCAGCCCUGGAAGGCUCCGGAGCUCCCAGCGCAGUCCUGAGAUGAGACAGCUGGGACCCAGGCUUCCUUUCCUGGGACAGGGAAUGGGGGGUGCCGUGGCAGAGGCCUCUGAUUCCUGCUCACCAUCUCCCAGCCCCAGGAUGCUCCCUUUUGCUUCCUGCCUCCCCGGGUCUUUACUGCUCUGGGCGCUUCUGCUGUUGCUCUUGGGAGCAGCGUCCCCACAGGAUUCAGAAGAAUCGGACAGCUACACGGAAUGUACAGAUGGCUACGAGUGGGAUGCGGGCAGCCAGCACUGCCGGGAUGUCAAUGAGUGCCUGACUAUCCCCGAGGCCUGCAAGGGCGAAAUGAAAUGCAUCAACCACUACGGGGGCUAUCUGUGCCUGCCCCGCUCUGCUGCUGUCAUCAGUGACCUACAAGGCGAAGGACCUCCACCAUCUGCGGCCUCUGCUCAACAUCCCAAUCCUUGCCCACCAGGCUACGAGCCCGAUGAACAGGCGAGCUGUGUGGAUGUGGACGAGUGUGCCCAGGCUUUGCACGACUGUCGCCCUAGCCAGGACUGUCAUAACCUUCCUGGCUCCUACCAGUGCACCUGCCCUGACGGUUACCGAAAAAUUGGACCGGAAUGUGUGGACAUAGACGAGUGUCGCUACCGCUAUUGCCAGCACCGGUGUGUGAACCUGCCAGGCUCUUUUCGCUGCCAGUGCGAGCCAGGCUUCCAGCUGGGACCUAACAACCGCUCUUGUGUGGACGUGAAUGAGUGUGACAUGGGAGCCCCAUGUGAGCAGCGCUGCUUCAACUCCUAUGGGACCUUCCUGUGCCGCUGUAACCAGGGCUACGAGCUGCACCGGGACGGUUUCUCCUGCAGUGGUUUCUGUGUUUCAUUCUCUGCACCACCGACCUGCAUGAACUCCAUCGCAAGCUGGUUGCUGGGCACUCCCAGCUCGGUGGGAGCCUCAAGCGUGUUAGAUAUCGAUGAGUGCAGCUACUCCAGCUACCUCUGCCAGUAUCGCUGUGUCAACGAGCCAGGCCGAUUCUCCUGUCACUGCCCACAAGGCUACCAGCUGCUGGCCACGAGGCUCUGCCAAGACAUUGACGAGUGUGAAUCAGGUGCACACCAGUGUUCUGAGGCCCAAACCUGUGUCAACUUUCAUGGGGGCUACCGCUGUGUGGACACGAACCGUUGUGUGGAGCCCUAUGUCCAAGUUUCUUCGGACAACCGCUGCCUCUGUCCUGCCUCCAACCCCCUGUGUCGAGAGCAGCCUUCGUCCAUCGUGCACCGCUACGUGAGCAUCACCUCAGAGCGCAGUGUGCCUGCCGACGUGUUUCAGAUCCAGGCAACCUCCGUCUACCCCGGCGCCUACAAUGCCUUCCAGAUCCGUGCUGGAAACACGCAAGGGGACUUCUACAUUAGGCAAAUCAACAAUGUCAGCGCCAUGCUGGUUCUUGCCAGGCCAGUGACAGGACCCCGGGAGUACGUGUUGGACCUGGAGAUGGUCACCAUGAACUCCCUUAUGAGCUACCGGGCCAGCUCUGUACUGAGACUCACCGUCUUUGUGGGAGCCUACACCUUCUGAAGAUGACCCUCAGGAAGGGUUGGGUGGGACCCCUUUUUAUCCCUUCCAUAGCUUAAGGAGCCUGGGGCUUAGGGGUGGCUGUUCUGCUUAAAGGGACAAUGAUGUGAAGGACAAUAAAGGGAGAAAGGAG
Psammomys obesus (fat sand rat) is the source of this 1755-nucleotide messenger RNA. It is a transcript of the gene Efemp2, whose product is annotated as EGF containing fibulin extracellular matrix protein 2. Gene Ontology annotation, molecular function: calcium ion binding. The coding region runs from base 93 to 1625 and encodes 510 amino acids. NCBI's taxonomy places the organism in Eukaryota, Metazoa, Chordata, Mammalia, Rodentia, Muridae. The record is from RefSeq and is a predicted model, not a curated record. The transcript has 12 exons.